Trichomonas vaginalis G3 is the source of this 558-nucleotide messenger RNA. RefSeq names its product organellar and viral DNA polymerase type B. The transcript has a single exon. Lineage: Eukaryota; Parabasalia; Trichomonadida; Trichomonadidae. The record is from RefSeq and is a predicted model, not a curated record. The coding region runs from base 1 to 558 and encodes 185 amino acids.
AUGGACAAAGAUUGCGACAUGGUUUAUAAAAAUAUUUCUGACAUAUAUAAAUCGGUGGAGUUUAAGACAUACGACAACUUUGUUUCAUUAGUUGCUGAAUGUGUUUGGGAAAUAAGAGAUAAAGAUAGAAGAGACAAAGUAUGGAACGAACAAAUAAGACCCGCUAUGUUUGAGAUGAAGAGAGCAAUUGACGCUUUAGUUGUUUUAGCUGGUAAUGUUUCAAUGUAUAACGCAAAAACGAUGCCGCAAUGUUCAAAAUGUAAAGCAGCAAUAAGAAAAUAUAACUACUCAGUCAAAGAGAUAGAAAGAAUGCGAAACGACUAUGCAGACUUAAAGAAAGAAGCAGAAAAGCCAGCAGAAGAUAAAAUGGAUAUGUUGACAUUUCUUAAUAAAAACUAUCCAACAGCAGAAGAUUUCCUUCUGUCUGACGUCAAGAAGAAAUAUAAAGAGACUUUCGGCACGAUUAAAACAUUCGAUGUACUAAAAGAAGAAAUUGAAGCUACGAAAUUGUUUAGGAUUUCAAAUAUACAUCGUACAAUUCAUGUAAAACGCUUGUGA